CUUUGCUGUGCCUCAGGCUCAGCCCCGGACAAAACCACGAUUGGUGCUUUGGUCUCCGGAGUGGCAGUCUGUUGUCCACCUCCUGCGCUGUUAACCUUUAUAAACGAGCGGAUCGGAGGAAAAUCUCAGUCAUUUCAAAGGUGUAGUCAAAACCGGGGACAAUGAAUGGUAAGUCCACUAACGGGACGCUGGGGGGAAUGGCCUGUAUCGAGGGUCUACCGCCGCUGCCCAAGAGCCUGAGCGGGCUACUCAACUCCAGCGGCGGCUCCUGGAGAGAAAUGGAGAGGAUGUAUGUGAAGAAAACCAUGAUCCAAGACGACCUGAGCCGAGGGAGGAACAACGGAGACAGCCUGCUCGCACACAAGCCGGCGAACCUGGACGCAGCCCUGGCUCUGCUGCGUAAAGAGAUGGUGGGCUUGCGUCAGCAGGACAUGUCCCUCUUGUGCCAGCUCUGGUCCCUGCACGAGUCCAUCCAGGAGUACAAGGGCAGCUGCCAGGACCUGAGCGCCGCAUCCAGCCUGAGUAUGAUGGAAAACGGGUACUUCGACGAGGACGACGAGUUUUACCCUGAACCGGGAGCCACGCCCACGGGGGACCAGCCCGACGAGGGGGGUAUCGGGGGCACGACCACAGAGAAAAAUGGGAGCGUCAGCAAAGAUGACAGCUGGGACUCCUUUCACGUCACCAUCUGAGGCCUCUACACACUGUUUAUGGAUGUACGUUGUGUGGCAAAUUUGGGAUAAUUUUGCUCGCAUGGAUAGGUGGACUUCUCAGGUUGAAAUUGCAAUGAUGCAAUUUCUCAACCACAAUUGGAGCAAAAUGAACUUAAAGACUCCGAUGUGCUCAAUUUGGCUAUAUAUAUAUCAAUCUUUUUAUAAUUGUUGCUGCUUUCUUAUCCAGUAGCAACAACAACGGAGCAGAACUUUUAUACAUAUAAUUCUAUGAACAAAGUUUUAUUAUUUAUUGCAUAUAUUAAAUAUCAGAUACUUACUUUUACCCUCUUUCCAAGUUUCGACUGUGACCUGAUCACAGUCAAGUCAGUAAGAAGAAAUGUAUGUCUGUAUGGACUCUACCUUAUGGGAAUAUUGCUUAAGAUAAUUCCAUAAACUCUGGACCAAGGCUAAAGUAGACAGAGAGGUCACACAAUUUCUCAAAGCAUAAACAGAUCAGUUACAUUGAUGCUGGUAUAUAGUAGUGCUUCUAUACCACUCUUUGAAGAUCUCUUGGAGUGUGUUUGCCAUGUUUCCUGUCAAAUCCAUAUGUUAGCUGAACGUGUACUGUUGCGUAACUCUAAAUGGUUUCUAGUGCUUUGAAACUAAUUAUGUCCACAGAAGGUACUACAUCAAACUAUUUCUAAAGCCUUGGUCCAGUCCUGCUUCUUGAAAUUCUGCAUAUUUGUGUACUACUAACGUGAACACUUUUUAGGAUAAACCUUUUGCCUUCUUAAAACACCCUGCUCUAAAAUGUGAAAUGUUUAAAAUGCUGGAGUAAUGACUUGUCCGAAACCACCAAGUCUAAUGCAGCUUCAUAUAAUUGUCUUUUGGAGACUGUUAUGUCUGUCUGCCUAUAACAGUGUGCUUUGUAUGGGCAACAGUUGUAGUCUUAUUACAGGUCUGUCGCAAGUCUUACAUUUUACCUAGCAUUUAUUGUGCUCACGCUAAGCUAAUCACCAGGGUCUAAAAAUGUGGCAACAGAAGUGCGCAAAGUAUAAUCAAGUUUUGCUCAGCCUUUUAACACUGUAGUGACUGCUGCAAACAUGAAAAUGUGUUUGUUUAUAUUUCCUUGAUACAAAAAUUUUACUUUACAAAACUAAAAUAAUGGACAUAAUAAUGGAAAAUAUAUGUACAAAAAUAUUUUACAGUCACACACAUUAUAAUGAAACUAUGUAGAUUACCUAAUGGGUACCAAUAGCUUGGAAUUUAGCUUUCAAUAGCUGUAAUAAGAAAUAUUUCAUGCUUUUGCCAGCAAGCCCUGUUUGUUACAAGGGUGACGUUAACCCUGUAGACAGAGUACACAAACCAAAGAGGUCCCAGCAGAUAAAGUUUGGUUUAAUAGGGUAAAAUACUUCCUGCUUUAUUAGUCAUAUCUUAUGCAUAGAAGAAUGUGGUUGUAGUUAAAUUUUUCAGAAAUAUAUUGUCUGGGUAACUUCCUUAAGCCAACACUGAAACUUCAUCAUCAUCAAAAAAUAUAUAAAUAUCAGUUUUGUGGUAUAGUUAAAAGUUCAGUUCCUUGUUGAAUUCCACAGCUAUAACCAGAAAAAUAUUAUGACCCCCUGUUGUUCUAAACCAACACUGGUCUGACCCAGACAUCAAAUUACCAAUUGUUCUACCUAUCUUAGUGUCAUAUCUCCAUUUAGAUUGUGUACUGAAUGUUAGUGCUUUAAAGAACCACUCAUCUAUUAUUACUGUUUGUAUAUGGCACUUGAAUGCAACACAGUCACGAAAUGUCAACAAUAGCUUCUCUGCGCAGUGCUGCUAAUCUGAAGCUAAGAGCACACACGACUAUCAGAUCAAUGCCAGUAAAUACAGAUGUACUAUUAGUGCCUUGGCUAAGUGGCGGACACAGACCUGCCGCUCGCCACUCAAAAGAAAUCAACAUCAGCGUAAGCAGUAGGAUUUGAAAGUUUUUGCAAACCCGGUUUGGUAAGCAAUGUCACUAGUAGCAAAAUCGCAAAUCUUUCUGACCGUUUCAAUACAAUUCAUGCCUACACGCAACAUAUCCACUGUGUAGCAAUCCAAAAGCAGCCUUAAAGUGUGAUGAUGUGUGCACUCCUCACUUGUAUGUGGCUGUUGUGUUUAAAUAUUUGAAUUAAAACUACCUGAGUCCAUUGUUCUAAAACACCACUUAAAUCCAGCACAAGAGAAAGAGCUUUUUUAACACCAGCAAGUGUUCCUAAUACUUUUGCAGUGUGUUGUAAACAAGUCCCUGUAACAAUGCAAUAUGUAUGACAAAGUGUAAAGUAAAGUACAUAUUUUGGACACUGAGUUCAUAGGAUACGCCAAUAAAUAUCCACCGAUCUGGCAUAGAUAGUAGACUGGUCUAAUGGAGAAUAAAAGGUGCACUAUGUAAGUUUUCUUAUGGAAGGACUGCUGCCCGCUUGGCUCCAAGGAGAGGCUAUUGCUUUGUCUGGAGUAUCUUUCUUUGUUUUUGUUUUUGCUAGAAAUACCUUGAACAGCUUGCAUUCUGACUGAGACUGCAGUAGCCUGUCCACAUAUCUGACCUGUAACUUGUGAGGUGUUCUUAUCCAUGGACAUGCUCCCAUACUGCAGAACAUUCAAUGCAAAUAAGAAUCAUUUCUGUGUAGGUGACGUAUCCUCCACAAGAAAGUUAACAUAGCACAUCUUUUAAACUCUAAUUCACCAAAUGGACAUGGACAUAUGCUUAAAAACCUCUAAUUCUAGGGAAAAUUUUGGUGAAUGAACUUUUAUAGCUGUUGUUAAAUUGACACUUUGUGAAAUAAUUACAUGCUGCAUUGUAUUUGUCCCAUUUUAUAUGAUUGUUGGAUGUUUCAUUGGUGAUGCCUCCUCAGGGUAAAACUAGUGGCAGUGAUGUAAAGUGAUUUUGUGGUUGAUAUUGUAUGAACAGUGGUAACAUGAUAUUGGUGCUGUAUUCAUUUGCAUGGGUUCUUGGGAUGGGUGAAUAUUGUUUUCACGUGGUCCAUUAUGGCAAACCCUUGAUAAUCUGAUAAUCUAAGAGCACAAAUUUGUAGCGCCAUGUUUUGUGUGUAGCCCAAACACAAUGCAACCAUACUAUAACUGGAUGUAUAAAAGAUGAUUGUUACAUUUUGGUAUUGUAAGAAGUGACUUUUACACCAAUUUGGUAUAAUGUUACGAACAAUGUAGUCUUUUUUUCAAGUCUUUGCCUAUCAAAUGAUCAACUCAAAUGGAGAAUUGUUACAUAGUUAUGCCAGAUUGGUGUAUGUUGAGAAUGAAGUGGUCAAGUGGUCCACAAAGUUUAAAACAAAUAGUGUUUCUUCCAUUAAUGUAUGCAUUUAAAAGAGCCUUAUUAAAAUAUUAUAAAAAUGGCCACUGUUUCUAUACAAAUACAUGUAGAAUUGUCCAUUCAAAUGUUCUCUUAAUUACAAACCACAGUGAAAAGUGUUCAGUGUUGAUCCAAGUGACUGUGAAAAUGAGAAGGCUGUGUGCGUUUGUGGUUCAACUUUGACCUACUACUGUUUACUAGGACUAUGUAAAGUCUCUGCUAUCUAUAUAUAUCGUUUAUUAAACUGAUAAUGUACUUUGA
This is a messenger RNA of Boleophthalmus pectinirostris (great blue-spotted mudskipper), 4242 nucleotides long. RefSeq names its product family with sequence similarity 89 member A (gene fam89a). NCBI's taxonomy places the organism in Eukaryota, Metazoa, Chordata, Actinopteri, Gobiiformes, Gobiidae. The transcript has 2 exons. The record is from RefSeq and is a predicted model, not a curated record. The coding region runs from base 162 to 692 and encodes 176 amino acids.